Molecule: messenger RNA, 1467 nt
Organism: Trichomonas vaginalis G3
Lineage: Eukaryota; Parabasalia; Trichomonadida; Trichomonadidae
Product: serine-type endopeptidase protein
Exons: 1
Coding region: 1-1467 (488 amino acids)
Biological process (GO): proteolysis
Cellular component (GO): membrane
Molecular function (GO): serine-type endopeptidase activity
Source: RefSeq, a predicted model, not a curated record
AUGAGUUCUAGCUAUUCCUCCUCUUAUGAUUCUUCCUCUUCAUCAUCAUCAUCAAAAAGACCAAGGGCUUCUAGGCGUAUCUCAGCCGCCAAACCACCACCACCACCAAAACCUCAAAAAGAUUCCGACUCCGAAUUAUCAAACCUUUCAGACGUAUCAGAUAGUUCUAGCGGAAAGCCUGCCUCAAGAAGGCAACAAUCAUCUAGCAUUGAUAAAAAUACAGCAGGAGCAGGUGGAUAUUUCGACAAUAAUCAAGAUAUGAUGGAUGACGUUCAAGAAGGAGCAAAUUGGUGGCAAGCUACAAACUCUCUUAUGUCACGCGUAAAUCAAAGAGACACGAAACCAGUGAAAGUAAGUAGUUUCCAAGCUCCAGCUUACGAUGAUCAAAAAAGUAGUUCAGGUAGCUCGGAUAGCUCAGAUUCUGGAUCUAAGAAGAGAUCUAAAGAUAAAGGUAAAGACAAAGACAAAAAGAAAAGAAAAGAAAAUAAUAAGGCUAACGACAACGCCAAUGCAGCAAAUAACGAGCCACUUCAACUCAACCAAGAAAGCGAUCAAAAGAAUCAAAAUGACGCAGUCAUUGACUUUGAUCCAACAAAUGUUUUCAAUGGAAAGACGUACAAAGAUACAGAACAAGAUUUCCUCCUGAUGGAUGUCAGAAGCCCUCUAAUCUGGACCAUUGGAUUCUUAGUUCUCGCAUUAGUUCACAUAGUUCUUACAUUAGUUGUCGCGAAAUUCAAAUUCAAGACAGGACAACAAAACCCAUACGUCGGAGUUACAUUGCCAUUCUUAUUAAAGGGUGGCGCAGCCUAUUCCCAGUGGAUAAAAUCCGGAGAUUGGUGGAGACUCUUCACAUCCAUAUCAUUACAACCAGGUAUUGUUCAUUACGCGGUCAUGAUCAUUUGUAUGGGCCUUCUCUACGAAGUUGAGAGGUUUAACGGCUUCUGGGUUGCAAUGCUCCUCUUUUUACUCAGUGGCUUAUACGGAAACGUCUUUUCUUUACUCAUGGUCCCAGAUACAAUCAUUUGCGGUGCAAGCGGAUGUGUUUCUGGAUGGCUUGGCUUCUCAUUAGUCAGAUUAUGUGCAAAAUUCUCGCAGAAGAGACGUAUUUGCUAUUUAAUCACAGAGAUAUUGAUGCUUGUUGUUCUUGUAUUCGAAGGACUCCUUCCUUUCAUCAAUAACUUCCAAAACGUCGCUGGAUUAAUUCUUGGAAUUUUGAUCUCAUUCUCUUUGCUUCCAAACAACUCAAGAACAAAGUGCCGGACUAUUGCACGUGGUAUCAUCGCUUUCUUGUCAUUCCCAAUCAUGAUUAUCAUUUUCUCUGUCGUUGUUGUGUUUUAUAUCAAAGAUUCGAACAUUUCUACAAAAUGCAAGAUCUGUUCUCAGAUCGAUUGCCAGAACUUCGCUAAGAUUCAGUGGUGUCCAACUAACCAAGAUACUUUAUCUGCUGUUGCUGCUUUUACGGCUUGA